CAAACUGAAGUUUACUCUCAAAAGUUCAGGGUCUUUUGUGUUGGUUUCAUGGCUUUCUUCACCAAUAUCACCAUCCUUUUGGUUCUGGCUUGCAUUUCCCAUCAGCUGAUGUUGGGCAGCUGUCAGAAGGGUAAUGGGCGGAGGGGACAAGGUGUGGACAGAGGACAACACAAGGAAAGGUCAGGACUAAAGGCUGGACGCCAACCCAAAACUGUCUCUGCACAGCCCAUUAAGGGAAAACUGGUCACCAAAGAUAAAUCUCAGUGCACGUGGGCUGCGACAGGUGACGAUCUCUACAUCCUCAGCGUCUCUUGCAAGAAGGGGCAUAGGAGCUUCAGCUGUGAAUAUGUUGCCAAACCAUCUCUCUGUCCCCAAUAUACUUCUAAUGUCAAACUUUACUGGAAGCAAAUCGCCAGGGCGCUAAAGAAGCAGAGGAAUCUGUGCCAGGAAAAUAGUGCGCUGAUCAGGGCAGGUAUGUGCAAGAGAGCUGCCAGAGAUGCUCAUUUCAGAUUUCAUAAUGCACAGAGAAAGACGGCCCUGCCUUACCCUCCACCCCCUGCACCCAGACCUGCCAAAUCCUGUCAACCUGGAAACAAGAAGCUGGCAGAGGAGUACUGCGACGACUCCUGGUCGAGCUUUUGCACGUUCUUUUUUACUAUGGUGCAGGAUUAUGAUUGCUGAGGCAGAAAAAAGAGUUGGUUCUCUGUGCUGUCACAUCAAUUCUUAGCUUAUUAUAGACUUUAUACAUGCUUGGUGCUUUGAAAAAGUUUUAUCUAUUCC
Seriola dumerili (greater amberjack) is the source of this 780-nucleotide messenger RNA. It is a transcript of the gene fgfbp1a, whose product is annotated as fibroblast growth factor-binding protein 1-like. Gene Ontology annotation, biological process: cell-cell signaling. The coding region runs from base 49 to 681 and encodes 210 amino acids. The record is from RefSeq and is a predicted model, not a curated record. The transcript is spliced from 2 exons. NCBI's taxonomy places the organism in Eukaryota, Metazoa, Chordata, Actinopteri, Carangiformes, Carangidae. Gene Ontology annotation, molecular function: growth factor binding.